Messenger RNA from Cajanus cajan (pigeon pea), 2406 nucleotides. Its product is annotated as L-type lectin-domain containing receptor kinase IX.1. The record is from RefSeq and is a predicted model, not a curated record. Gene Ontology annotation, molecular function: ATP binding; carbohydrate binding; protein kinase activity. Gene Ontology annotation, biological process: protein phosphorylation. Lineage: Eukaryota; Viridiplantae; Streptophyta; Magnoliopsida; Fabales; Fabaceae.
AGCAUGUAAAGCGAUUUGAAUUCUGCGAGCUUGAAUAGAAUCUAGCUCCCAACAAACAAUGUAUGUCCAGUUACCAAUCUGAAGUUCCCCUAUCACUUCUUAGUGAUGUUGUUAUCUAUUUUGUUCCUCUUGAUUAUCCCAUAUGCUUCCUCUCUAUCCUUUAACUACUCUAGUUUCGAUCCUAAUGAUAAGAGCAUAAUAUAUGGGGGAUCAGCAAACCCUGUUGCACCAACUAUCCAACUCACAAGAAACCAAGUGGACAAGAGCAUGAUUGGAAGCAUUGGUCGUGCCACAUAUUACCAACCCAUGCACCUAUGGGACAAAGCCACAGGGAAUCUCACAGAUUUCACCACCCGUUUCUCUUUUGUCAUAGAUUCUCAGAACCGAAGUAAAUAUGGAGAUGGGAUUGCAUUCUUCCUUGCCCCUGCUGGUGCAAAGAUUCCUAAUGCCAGAAAAGGAGGUUCUAUGGGUCUCACACUUGAUAACCAACCACUGAAUUCCACUCAGAAUCCAUUUGUUGCUGUGGAGUUUGAUAUCUAUCAGAAUGGAUGGGAUCCACCCCGUGAACAUGUUGGAAUCGACAUCAACUCUAUGAGAUCUGUUGCUAAUGUGACGUGGUUGGCCGAUAUCAAGGAAGGGAAACUCAAUGAGGCUUGGAUCAGUUACAAUUCUAGUUCACUAAACUUGAGUGUUGUGUUCACUGGUUUUAUCAAUGAUACCAUUCAGCAGCAACAUCUAUCUGUCAUACUUGAUCUGAGGCUUCAUUUACCAGAGUUGGUUACGUUUGGCUUCUCAGCUGCCACGGGAAAUGCAACUGCUAUACAUAGUCUUAAUUCAUGGGAUUUUAGCUCAACUUUGGCAGCAGAAGAAAACAUAACAAAAGGAGGAGGAGACCCAGUUGCAAGGUCUCCAAUUUCCAAUAUAUAUCCCAAUAAGAAGAAAAAGGACAAGACAGGUUUAGCAGUGGGGUUAGGUGUUGGUGGUUUUGUUUUGAUUGGUGGGUUGUGUUUGAUUUCAAUUGGCUUGUGGAAGAAAGGAACCAAUGAAGAGGGAGAUCAUGAUAUUGAAGAGUAUAUGGGUGAGGAUUUUGGAAGGGGGGCAGGACCCCGGAAGUAUUCAUAUGCUGAACUAGCACAAGCAGCUAAUAGUUUCAAAGAUGAGCACAAGCUAGGACAGGGAGGAUUUGGAGGAGUUUAUAGGGGUUAUCUUAAAGACAUAAAGUCUCAUGUUGCAAUUAAGAGGGUGUCCGAAGAUUCUGAUCAAGGGAUAAAGGAGUUUGCAUCAGAAGUAAGGACUAUUAGCCGGUUAAGGCAUCGAAAUCUAGUGAACUUGAUUGGUUGGUGUCAUGAAAGGAAAAAGCUCUUGCUUGUGUAUGAGUAUAUGCCAAAUGGAAGCUUAGAUGUUCAUCUUUUCAAGAAGCAAAGCUUGUUGAAAUGGGCAGUGAGAUAUAACAUAGCCAGGGGCUUGGCCUCUGCAUUGAUAUACUUGCACGAAGAAUGGGAGCAAUGUGUGGUGCAUAGAGACAUAAAGUCAAGCAACAUUAUGCUGGAUUCAGAGUUUAAUGCCAAACUUGGGGAUUUUGGCUUAGCAAGGUUUGUGGACCAUGCAAAAGGUGCACAAACUACAGCUUUGGCUGGGACUAUGGGCUACAUGGCUCCUGAAUGUGCUACCUCAGGAAGGGCUAGUAAGGAAUCAGAUAUCUACAGUUUUGGAGUUGUGGCUUUAGAAAUAGCUAGUGGAAGAAAACCCAUUAACUUCAAGGCUCAAGAAAAUGAAAUAAACAUUGUGGAGUGGGUGUGGGGACUCUAUGGAAGAGGGAGAAUUCUUGAAGCAGCAGAUCCAAGACUAGAUGGGGAUUUUGAAGAGGAGCAAAUCAAAUGCUUGAUGAUUGUUGGCCUUUGGUGUGCUCACCCUGACCAUAAUAAUAGGCCUUCUAUAAGACAAGCAAUUCAAGUGCUUAACUUUGAAGCUCCCUUGCCUAAUCUUCCAUCAUCUUUGCCUGUUCCAACAUAUCUUGAGCACCCACUGCACCUAUCUAUAGCCCCAUUCACCAUAAAUGCUUCAGAGGAGGCUCAAAACCAGAUCACAAGCUUCAGUUCAAACACAAACUCCUCUGGCUUCACUACAACUUCUGAUGAUGCUUCUCCCUCUGUGUCGCUUCUGUACUCGCGGUGAAUAUUUUAUCUGAAUGCUUUUUCCCUCUUUCCUAUGAAUAUUUUACUUCUCUUUCUGUACACGGUACUAAUCACGUUUCUGUAAAGACAGAUUUUCUCAUCUGCAAAUUUAGAUAUGAAAAAGGUAGUUCAAUUUUCUGCCUAGUUGUUCACCUAAGAUCCUAUCAACAAUUGCUUGAAACUGUUACCAAUUACCAUAUUUUGAAACCCUUAAUAACGGAACAUUCUAUGU